Molecule: messenger RNA, 1890 nt
Organism: Prunus mume (Japanese apricot)
Lineage: Eukaryota; Viridiplantae; Streptophyta; Magnoliopsida; Rosales; Rosaceae
Product: Protein kinase superfamily protein
Biological process (GO): protein phosphorylation
Molecular function (GO): ATP binding; protein kinase activity
Source: RefSeq, a predicted model, not a curated record
AAUCACAACAAGUACACAAAUAACUCAAACUGCUUCACAUACUCAUUUGCAAACACAAUGGUCCCUUCGGCCCCUGCUAAAAUACUCAUAGGCAUCUCCACAGACCCAAAUGAUAGCCAAGAGUUGCUCUCAUGGGCAAUCAAAGUUCUAGCUCAUCCAAAUGAUACCAUUGCUGCCAUACAUGUUCUUGUUGGGGAGGAGAGGAAGAAGCGCGAUUUAGUGGCGAAAAAGCAAUCACAGCUUCGUCGAGCAAAAGCCUAUGUGAUAUCUGUGCUUGGAGAAUUUGCCAGGGCUUGCCAAUCUAAGCAGGUUAAUUUGGAAGCUAAAGUAAUUUUUAGCUCCAGCAUUGGAAAAGGUCUAAUUGUGGAAACAAAAUCAAUUUCAGCAGACUAUCUUCUUCUUUGUGGCUCAAGAAACCAAUCAACUAGAACUCCAUCCAUUACAAAAUAUUGCUUCAAGCAUGCCCCAGAUAGCUGCUCACUGGUUUUAUUUGGGAAGUCUAAGCAACCUCAAGAAAAUUCAGAUUCACAUUCUACAGACUCAAAAGAAAACGAUCAACCGAGUCCAAUUCAUAGUGGCAGAACUACAUCCUCUUCUAAAAAGCAAACUGUCCAAGAAACAAGGAGUAGAAAUCCUUCACCAAGAACUGUUCUAGGUGAAUUUGAAGCAGAAUCUCAGAGCACAGAAGAUUAUAGCGGCAGCUAUGGGGACUCUGCCCUCACAGAGUCCCCUUCUCUGGCUAGGGACUCUGCCCUCACAGAGUCCCCUUCUCUGGCUCCUCCCAUGUUCAAGAGCCAAAUAAAAAUAAGGAAGCGAGGACUGUCACCUUGCAGAAUUAUUACUUCUUUUUUAGGUUCACCAUUCAGAAAAAGAACUGGCAGUUUAUCCAACAACGAAAAGCGGUUACCUUUGUUGAAGUGCUUCAGCUACGGGGAGAUCAUGGCUGCUACAAAUAGCUUUCACCCAGAUAAUAUAGUAGGUCGAGGUGGAUAUUCAGAAGUGUAUAAGGGUGACCUUUCUGAUGGACGAACCAUUGCGGUUAAGAUGUUGGCCAAGGACAGCAAGGAUGCUAACAAGGAAAAAGAGUUCCUCAUGGAAUUGGGUGUAAUUUUACACGUCUGUCAUCCUAAUACUGCUAACUUAGUCGGUUGCUGCAUUGAAAAUGGACUCUACCUGAUUUUCGAUUUCUCACAAAAUGGAAAUUUGUCAUCUGCUCUGCAUGGGAGAUCUUGCGAGUCACUUUCGUGGCCAAUCAGAUACAAGAUUGCCAUUGGAGUUGCAGAGGGUCUGAAUUAUCUACAUAAAUGUUGCAAGCACCGAAUAAUACAUCGAGACAUAAAAGCCUCAAAUGUCCUUCUAGGACCGGAUUAUGAACCACAGAUUACAGACUUUGGACUAGCAAAGUGGCUUCCUAACAAAUGGACUCACCAUGCUGUGAUUCCAAUUGAGGGUACAUUUGGAUACUUAGCACCAGAGUACUUCAUGCAUGGAAUUGUGGAUGAAAAAAUAGAUGUUUUUGCAUUUGGGGUUCUUCUUCUCGAAAUUGUAACUGGAAGAAAGCCCGUGGAUUCAUCAAAGCAAAACCUUCUCCUCUGGGCAAAGCCUCUUAUGGAAUCAGGGGACAUAGAAAAACUAGCUGAUCCAGAACUGGAAGGAAAAUAUGAUGCAGAACAACUACACAGAGUAGUGCUUGCAGCUUCGUGUUGCGUGAGACAAUCCUCGGUAUGGCGUCCGCCAAUGAGUGAGGUGUUGGAGCUUCUAACCCAUGGCCAUAACUCAGAGGUUGCAAAAAGCUGGAUCCCUAAGUUUUCAUCAGAUGAGUUGGAUGAUUACUCCAUGGUUUUUGGAUAUGAUGUUCCAGUAGAUAUUGAUUUGGAGGACUACUUAUAA